Phycodurus eques (leafy seadragon) is the source of this 2201-nucleotide messenger RNA. It is a transcript of the gene cfap97, whose product is annotated as cilia and flagella associated protein 97. The transcript is spliced from 3 exons. Lineage: Eukaryota; Metazoa; Chordata; Actinopteri; Syngnathiformes; Syngnathidae. Bases 365 to 1531 code for a protein of 388 amino acids. The record is from RefSeq and is a predicted model, not a curated record. Gene Ontology annotation, biological process: spermatogenesis.
ACAACACGUCGUCUGCGACUCUUCGUCAGGGGUUGACAUAAGCCUUUAAAUCCGCUGACAUCAACACGUAAGGCCUUUGAGCGGCAGAAGUGACACGCUGAUGUAAUUGUGAGCCGUCAUUGGUGUGCGGCUUUGAUUAAAACCGUUGUGUCACUUUUUGUACAACGUGCGUGAGGGCGACGAUGCGCUUUUUAAAACAGAGUCGGGGCUCUCUUCAAGGCUGCUCCGGCCUCGCUCGGAGCUUGAAAUGUUCACCUGCGAGGCAGCGAUCUGGCAACCGUUGCCAGGAAGUGACGUCAGGGGGCUCCCUCUCGGCUUGUCUUCCUGCUUUUGAACACCGCGCUCGAGCGUCGCCGGGUCUGCCAUGUUCAACCCAAGCGACUUGGAGGGCGACGUCGACCACUCCUUUUUUGACAGUGACCGCGACGAAGACCGAGGCGGAGGCGGAGCGGGAGCGGGAGGCGGAGGCGGCAGCGAGGAAAAUGAAGCGGAAGAAGACGUGCCCGCCCGGACGCCCAGCGGCUCGUUCGUGGCUUUUCUGGCCAGCGAGGCGGCAGGAGACGAGGAGAACAGCAACAGCAACAGCGGCACGGACGACAACCGGGAGCCACCCGCAGCCUCGCACUCGGCGUCGGAGGCUUUCAGCGAGCAGUCCCCCCGAGCCAAGCGGCCGCCGAGUUCCUCUUCCACCGUCUCGAGCCGGUUCAGCUCGCCGGGAGGCUCGCGGAGGAGAGGCCGAGCGCCGUCCGCCCGCGUCCCCAGCAGGGCGUCGAACAGGCCGUCCCUCGCCGAAGCGUCGGACUACACGCUGAGGGACGAGGUCAGUCCGGUCUCCUCGACGUUCCAGCACCUCCAGUUUGCGGAGCCCGAGGAAGGCGGCGCCAAGGGUCAGCGGCGGGGGAGUGCGCCCCCGACCCGAGCCAACAGCAUCCUUCGUCCGCAGGGGACUUUGAAUGCAGACACGGACUCGUUUGCCAGUGGGAGCGUCAUGCAGGACAACCUGAUCCUUCACUGCAGAGGACGGCCGAGCAGGAAGAACUUCACCUUCAACAACAACGAGGUGCGGCGCAUCGACCACGAGAAUCAGCGACUGCUGCGGGUGCUCUCCCGCAUCUCCUUAGCGCCCGGCUCCAUCGUGAACCAGUUCAGCCGCAAGAGCACCACUCCCCACGUCCCCCACAGCUCCGUCAACCGCAUGCGGGAGCAGAAACGCAUCGAUAAGGACAACCAAGCACUCCUGAAGCGGUUGGAGUACGUCAAGUCGACGCCGACGCUCAAGCGUUCCAACCAGCUGUCCGACUACCAGCGUCAAGCCAGAUAUCAGGCCACGCCGUGUGAAGUGUGCGACGCCGCCACCAACAUACUUCCAUCCAGCGGUACGACCUCAACACACACCAAAAUGUCAGCAAAAGGUUUCAUGAAGCUCGGCACGUCUUGUUUUGAUCGAGCGGUCCGAUCUCAUGCAAACGAGCCACUGCUCACCCUUCCCCUUCUAACACGACGCGACGCCAAUGGCGAGUAUGGCUUUUGAUGAAGUGAUGGCCGGGACCCGAGCUUGGGUGUUGCGACAAGGUUAGAGGGUACUACUCGCGGAAGUGUGGCUGCCGACUGAAGUAAAAAAGCAAAAUAGUAUGCAGUGUAAUGUAAUUGGAGGAGGACGCACCGAUACAAUUCUUAAUGAGUGGGUGCACCAAACGCGUGCGCAAACACAAAUCCCUCCUCUCCUAGUCGACAACUUCGCCUGACAUUUUAAGUAUGUGCGCCCUCAUCAAAAUCAAUAAAUUAAGUAUGUGCGCCCUCAUCAAAAUCUUAAAAUAAUCUGCACUACAGCUCCGCUCACCUUUUCGGUUUGACACGAUAACACUCCUGGGGGAUGGCGGCUGCCUCUGCAUGUAUUUCAGACAGUGUAAUGAGGAUCUUCACCCAGCCUAGCACUCAAGUCGUUGGUGGAGGAACUCAAUGUGGAGGCGGUCGUUAUGUAAAUGAGCCCACUGUGACAUCAUAUUCUAGCAAAAUUCACAGAACUGUUUUGCUCAGACAUUUCAUCAAAACGAGCCAGAGAUUUAUGGUGGUCGUUUACGGUUGGUGAUGGUUUAAUUUCAUCCUAAAAAGUACAUUUUCCAUACUUAUGUCCCCUGUCAAGGUAUGUUCCCCAUAAUUGAAAUAUGACAUGUUGGAAUGCGAAUGGGGGAUGUGCCGUG